Molecule: messenger RNA, 978 nt
Organism: Glycine soja
Lineage: Eukaryota; Viridiplantae; Streptophyta; Magnoliopsida; Fabales; Fabaceae
Exons: 1
Coding region: 1-978 (325 amino acids)
Source: RefSeq, a predicted model, not a curated record
AUGUUUGAGAACGGAAGUGGAUCCUUCUCAACAACCACAAAGGUCAACCCAAGAGAAAAAUGUAAGGAAGUUACAACUAGGAGGGGGGCAGUGGUCGGUUUGAAGGAUGAAAGUGAGUAUAGUGAGAAAAAGACAAAUGAAGGAGUUGUAAAAAUGAGUGAUGCAAAAGAAGUAGUCGAAAAAGAGCAAAAAAAUGAAGUAUUAGCUAAAGAGGAAGAGAAGGAAAUAAGUGAAGUGGAGAAGCAAAAAUUGAAGAAAACAACGUCUAACAAAGGCAAAGUUGUAAUAGAUCAUCCAGCAAUUCAACAUCUUCCUUAUCCACAUGCUCCAUCAAAAAAGGAUAAAGAAAAGCAGUACUCACGUUUUUUAGAUAUUUUUAAGAAACUGCAGAUUAACAUUCCCUUUACAGAAGCAUUAGAGCAAAUGCCAACAUAUGCCAAAUUCAUGAAAGAAUUUCUUACAAAGAAAAGGAGAACCACGGAUGAUGAAAUGGUAGAGCUAGAAGUAGGAUGCAGUGCAAUCAUCCAAAAAUCCAUUCCAGAAAAAUCACAAGAUCCCAGUAGUUUCACAAUUCCUGUGACUAUUGGGAGAUUAUCGGUGGGCAGAGCACUUCUUGAUUUAGGUGCAAACAUCUACCUCAUGCUCUUAUCCAUGAUCAAACACAUCAGAGAAGUUGAAAUUAGACCCACAAGAAUAGCUUUGCAACUAGCUGACAAAACUAUCAAGCAUCCUUAUGGUAUUAUUGAAGAUGUAUUGGUGAAAGUCAACAAAUUUCUCUUUCCAGUCGACUUCGUGGUGAUGGACAUGGAUGAAGACAAUGAAGUUCCAUUAAUUCUUGGCAGACCUUUCAUGAAGAUUUCCAAAGUAAUAAUUGAUGUUGACGAUGCAAAACUCACUGUCAGAGUCCAAGGUGGUGAAGUGCAAUUUAAUGUCUUUGAAGCCAUGAAGCACCCGAAAGAUAAAGGGGAGUGUUUUUGA